AUGGGCGGUUGCGGGAGUAAAGAGGGCAAAGAAAUGGCGCAGAGGAGUCGAGAAAUCGAGAGGCAAUUGAACGCGGAUAAGAAAGCCAAAGCGAACAUGAUAAAGCUCUUGUUGUUAGGAGCUGGAGAAUGUGGAAAGUCGACAGUUCUCAAACAAAUGCAAAUCUUACAUAGCAACGGUUUCACAGAGGAUGAAAUCAAUGAGAAAAAGCGAUCAUUUUUGGCAACACUAGAAGAUGACAAAUCGAUGGUCUACAAAGUGCAAGAGAUGGGUCAAGAAGCCGAGCCGAUCACACUAGAAUUGGCUCAAGCGUUGCAAAGACUAUGGGACGAUCCGGGAGUGAAAAAAGGCUACGAAAUGAGAGCCGAGUACCAAUUGACGGAUUCAGCAAAAUAUUUCCUUGACAAUGUGAUCCGAAUCUCCGAGGCUGGCUAUCGACCCAGCGAACAGGAUAUCCUUUUCUCGAGAGCCGCCACAACGGGAGUCGUUGAAGUCAAGUUCAAGAUCAAGGAUCUCGAUUUUCGAGUGUUCGACGUGGGUGGACAACGAUCGGAGAGAAGGAAAUGGAUUCAUUGCUUUGAUAAUGUUGAGGCGAUUAUCUUCAUUACUGCAAUUUCCGAGUACGAUCAAGUCUUGUUUGAGGAUGAGAAUACGAAUCGAAUGAUCGAAUCAAUGCAAUUGUUUAAUUCGAUUUGUAACUCGACAUGGUUUCUCAACACGGCGAUGAUCCUUUUCUUGAACAAAAAAGAUUUGUUCUCCGAGAAAAUCAAACGUGUUAAUAUUACGAGCGCUUUUCCGGACUAUGAAGGUGGUCAAAACUACGAGGAAGCUGUGAACUAUAUAAAGAUGAAAUUCGCUGAGUUGAACAUGAAUCCGGAUAAGAAAAAUAUCUAUAUGCAUGAGACGUGUGCCACGGAUACAAAUCAGGUUCAACUCGUGAUUUCGAGUGUCAUCGACACCAUCAUUCAGAAGAAUCUACAGAAAGCUGGAAUGAUG
Molecule: messenger RNA, 996 nt
Organism: Mesorhabditis belari
Lineage: Eukaryota; Metazoa; Nematoda; Chromadorea; Rhabditida; Rhabditidae
Source: the annotation of a GenBank genome assembly